Messenger RNA from Didymosphaeria variabile, 471 nucleotides. RefSeq lists its product as uncharacterized. Bases 1 to 471 code for a protein of 156 amino acids. The transcript is spliced from 2 exons. The record is from RefSeq and is a predicted model, not a curated record. Lineage: Eukaryota; Fungi; Ascomycota; Dothideomycetes; Pleosporales; Didymosphaeriaceae.
AUGGGCUUUCAGCGCACCGGCUACGAUGCCGACACGCAAACCUACACUUUCCGCGCACCCGACGGGCAAAUCUAUGAGUCGGCAUCCGGAAACCGCUACGGCGAGCUCUACCCACAAGGCCAACGGCCCCUUCUGUCUGAACCCGAGAUUGAAUACAACAAUGCGCAGCUUAAGAAGAACAACCGCGAAAGCGUGAAGAUGAUGCUCCCGUUUGCACUCCUUGCCAUUGUCUUCCUACUUCUCAUCUUCAGGAUUCUGUCUGGGGCUGGUGGUACAGAAGCUGAUCCUGGGCGUCCGCAGGUUCACUGUGCUGAAGGCACUGCUGCAGUUCAAGUUGAGGAGGGGCAGACGUGUUACGAGAUCGCAACGGCGAAUGGUUUGGGUGUAGAAGACCUGUUGGGGUUAAAAGGAAAUGAGAAGGUGGAUUGUGAUAACUUAUGGAUUGGGCAGGGGAUCUGCAUUCCUGCGUAA